Seminavis robusta is the source of this 999-nucleotide messenger RNA. NCBI's taxonomy places the organism in Eukaryota, Bacillariophyta, Bacillariophyceae, Naviculales, Naviculaceae. The record is from the annotation of a GenBank genome assembly.
AUGCUCUUUCCAGUCCGGACACAUGGCUUUGUUCCAUGGCCAUUGGGACGUUGUGGCUACCCAAAAUGGGCUGCCGCCAGUACAUGUAGUAGGGGCACUGCUUCGGCGGGUAGUAGGGUGUACUCUUCGACACGGGAAGAACGAACCAUAUACACCAUUGAUUCUCCGCCCACAGAUCCGAUGGCCUUGAGAGAAGUCGUCACCAAGCACUGCUUGUCGUUGGACCUGUUUCUCAGCAAGAAACCGAUUGCUUCUCACACAAUAGAAGCAUUUUCCAAGAUACAAGCCACAAUUCCCAAGAAUGCCACCUUGGUAUUGGACAGUGGGUGUGGAACAGGCCGGUCCACUCGACACUUGGCUUCCAAAGUCAUUGUCAAUGACAACAAGAACAACAAUACUUGGGUCUUGGGAAUUGACCGAUCCUUGGCUCGGCUGGAACGCAAUCAUGGGUACAGAACACAGAAUGCUAGUGAUGAUGAUGUGUUGGUAGACACAAGAAUAAGAGAUGAUGCAGAAUCAAACAAUAGCAACCCAAACCAUGUACUUUGGAUACGAGCCGAAUUGGUGGACUUUUGGCGUUUACUAUUACAACAUCAACAAGAGUAUCAAUGGAAUAUCCAGGCGCACUACCUCCUGUAUCCAAAUCCAUAUCCAAAGAACAAACGAUGGAGGUCUCGUUGGUAUGGCCAUCCAUCCUUUCCCCUGAUCCUGCAAUUGGGCGGGGAUAUAGUGAUUCGGUCCAAUUGGGAACUGUAUCUACAGGAGUUUGCGCAGGCAGUUAUUUUGGCCGACAAGUCCUAUCCAAACACUACGACAAUCAGCAGCAAUAACUGGGCACGUCCCUACGUGGAAUCGGCCAGAAAGGGCCCUGUCAGGCGAGUGGUUGCCCCAGAAGAUGUUCGUACUGCUGGAUGGAGCAACUUUGAACGCAAGUACGACCUGGAUGGUGAACCAACAUUUGAACUGGCAUUGACCAGGUCUUGCAGUCCAUCGACGUGA